GCACUUUUAGUGUUCUGUAGCCAAAUGGUUCCCGUUGUCGGUUUUGUUGUCAUUCAGUUUCGAAGUCGUACGAGAUGACGGUUAUUAAAUUUGCGUUUUUAAUUGUUUUUGGAUUUUUGGGGAAUGUUCACUGUGACCCAAAAUUGAGUCCAGUUGUGUUAGUUCCGGGAGAUGGUGGCAGCCAGUUCAAGGCCAAGCUGAACAAGCCGACCACAGUGGCGUCCUACUGUAUCAAGAAGACGGACUACUACUACGAUCUAUGGCUGAACUUGGAGCAGCUCGUGCCAUUCCUCAUAGACUGCUUCGUUGAUAACAUGAGACUCGAGUAUGACAACGUGACUCGGACGACCAGCAACUCCCCAGGGGUUGAUAUUCAGAUCCCUGGAUUUGGGGACACUGAAACUGUGGAGUACCUGGAUCACUCAGAGAUUUCACUCACAACCUACUUUCACAGCCUUGUUGAGGCCAUGGUGGGCUGGGGGUACAAGAGGAACGUUUCCGUGUUUGGCGCUCCGUACGACUUCAGAAAGGCACCUAAUGAGCUGAAGUUAUAUCUAACAGACCUUCAGCAGUUGAUAGAGAGGGCUUACUACAGCAACAACAACCAGCGGGUUUACAUCAUUACCCACAGCAUGGGCAGCCCUGUCACCUUGUAUUUACUUAAUCGCAUGACUCAGGCGUGGAAGGACAAGUUUAUUAUGGGCUUUAUCUCCCUGGCCGGGGUCUGGGGCGGUGCAGCCAAGCCAAUCAGGCUAAUGAUCUCAGGUGACAACCUGAAUGUCCCAAUUGUGAAGUCAAUCAACGUGCGACGUGAGCAGCGUAGCAUGCCUAGUACGGCCUGGCUCAUGCCUUCUGACGAGUUCUGGAAGCCUGAUGAGGUGCUGGUUGUCUCCCCUGCCCGCAACUACACGGUCCGAGACUACAAGCAGCUCUUCAAGGAUAUUGACUAUGAGACUGGUUACAUGAUGUGGGAGGACACACACAACCUGAUCAACCCUCUGACUGCCCCGCAGGUGGAAAUGCACUGUUUACACGGCGUGAAUGUCUCCACUCCUGGACAGUUUGUCUAUGACAACAAGUCCUGGCACGAUUCCGAACCCACGAGAACAAUUUUGGACGACGGCGACGGGACCGUAAACAUCCGGAGUCUGCUGGGUUGCUUACGGUUCCAGGACCAACAGAGCCAGCCAGUAUAUCACAAAACCUUCAACCAGGGGGAGCAUUUGCAGAUGCUGAAUCUGAAAGAUGUGAUAGCGUACAUUAAGGAUGUGCUCAUUGGUAGCUGAGUUUGGCAUUUCUUCAACAUGUUGUUUCCUGGGACUGUGCUCACCAACCCAUUCUUAAACUUAAGAUUUAAGAACAGUCUUAAGACUCAAUAAAAAUAACUUUUAGUUGGCAUAAAUAUUGAGAACAACAGGUUACUGCCUGAUAUUUUUGUAAAUUUUUGUAGAAUAAUAUAACAGCUUGCAGAGCCAUUAUUUUAUUCGUGCUGAGCCUGAUAUAUUACAAAAAAAUCAGGCAGUAACCUGUUUCUCUGUUUAUCAUACCAGUACGUCCCCGAUUUUUGAGAAAAAAUGAAAAAUUCACUACAAAACUGCAGUUUUAGCGGGAAAGAAUAUGACUUUUGAUGUUUGACGUGUUAAUAAUGACGUCAUGAGCACGCGCCCUUAAUGUUUGUAAAAAAUGUUUUUUGCUGUUUGUGUUGCAUUUUCUGUUAAAAAUAUAUUACAUCUUGGUAUCAAAUUUUUUGUUUUGUUGAAUCUGAUUCGAUUUACCUAAAAAUGAUUACUUUAUAGUUGAUUCCGAGUAAUAUGACCAUCCUCCACACAUGACUGAUAUAAGAACUUCCUGUUGACCAUGAGAUAAAAAAAUACAUCAGGCAACGUUAUAUCAGGCAUAUUUCAAUGCGGUGGUAUGAUAAACAAAGCAUAUAAUGGCGCUCGUAUGAUAAACAUGUUUUAAACAAUUAUAAAAGUAUACCGGUAAGUGUUUAUUGCCAUGCUAGAUUUGACUUUCGAGUAGUUUUAGUGCAUUAAAAUUUUGAGAAUAUUCUUUAUUAUAUUAUUUUAGUCUAAGAAUGGGUUGGUGAUUAUUGACCCUGUUGGAAAAUGUAAUAGCUUAGGCCAUUGACUUGUCACUUAAGAGUGUUUUUUAUGCGCCAACAAUCAAUAAAAAGAUGAAGGGGAAAUUCGUGUUACCACUGUGUAUAGGUAAGUUGUGCAUCUGUCCGUUCAAUAAAUAAUUGGAAAUUCAUGUCCUACAGACACACUUGUAGUUUCUUGCAAAUGUUUUUUGUGUGUCGUGACAUAAUUGUGUUUUUAUGAAACACUUAGUUCCAUUAGGCAAUUGAACAUGACCUUUUUAGUAUGGGAACUUACAUUCUCAUGGUAGUUAAGUGAUAAUAUUUUGGUCAGUGUCACGAUAAUGUGUCUUAGCUACAUGAAUUAGAAUUAAUCAUUUUAUCUUUAAACUAAUAUGAUUUAUUUUAAAUAUCUAAUUUUAAUUGUGCAACUGCCAGCAGUUAUUCAUUAUUUGUUCAAAACAUGGUAGAACACGUUUUUCUAUUUUUAUCAUGCAUUUUAGUUUUCAGUAGUAAUUUAUUUUUAAACAAGUUAAUUUUCAGAAAUUGAGGGACUGGUAUUGUAUGACUGGUUCUUAAUUUCUAUAAAUGUAUACAUUGUAUAACUGAAUACAGUGUAUCCUAGUUUGACAUUGCAUGAUCUACAUAAUGUUAAAUUAAAUUGAUUUUAUCUUGGGUUAUUUGCUGCCAUAUUUAGAGAUAAAAUGGACUAAUUGCUCUUGCACAAGGGAGCUGUAAAUACUUUAUUAAUGUAUAAGCAGUACCAACUUUUUAUGUCCCCCACUAUAGUAGUGGGGGACAUAUUGUUUUUGCCCUGUCUGUUGGUUGGUCUGUUGGUCUGUUGGUUGGUUGGUUGGUUGGUUGGUUUGCGCCAACUUUAACAUUCGCAAUAACUUUUGCAAUAUUGAAGAUAGCAACUUGAUAUUUGGCAUGCAUAUGUAUCUCAUGGAGCUUCACAUUUUGAGUGGUGAAAGGUCAAGGUCAAGGUCAUCCUUCAAGGUCAAAGGUCAAAUAUAUGGGUCAAAAUCGGUCAUUUAAUGUACACUUUUGCAGUAUUUCAAUAUUCAAGAUAGCAACUUGAUAUUUGGCAUGCAUGUGUAUCUCAUGGAGCUGCACAUUUUGAGUGGUGAAAGGUCAAGGUCAUCCUUCAAGGUCAGAUGUCAAAUAUAUGUGGCCAAAAUCGCUCAUUUUAUAAGUACUUUUGCAAUAUUGAAGAUAGCAACUUGAUAUUUGGCAUGCAUGUGUAUCUCAUGGAGCUGCACAUUUUGAGUGGUGAAAGGUCAAGGUCAAGGUCAUCCUUCAAGGUCAGAGGUCGAAUAUAUGUGGCCCAAAUCGCUUAUUUUAUUAAAACUUUUGCAAUAUUGAAGAUAGCAACUUGAUAUUUGGCAUGCAUGUGUAUCUCAUGGAGCUGCACAUUUUGAGUGGUGAAAGGUCAAGGUCAAGGUCAUCCUUCAAGGUCAAAUAUAUGGGUCAAAAUUGCUCAUGUAAUGUCACUUCUGCAAUAUUGAAGCUAGCAAUUUUAUAUUUGAAAUGCAUGUGUAUCUCAUGGAGCUGCACAUUUUGAGUGGUGAAGGGUCAAGGUCAAGGUCAUCCUUCAAGGUCAAACAUCAUAUAGGGGUCAAGGUCAUCCUUCAAGGUCAAACAUCAUAUAGGGGGACAUUGUGUUUCACAAACACAUCUUGUUCGUUGGGUAUUUGCAUUGAAUGUUUUUACUUGUGCUCAGUUUGAAAGCAUUUAUUUCCACAAUUAAUUAUAUUGAUAUAUUAUAUACAAAUGUAAUCUUCAUUUGUCCAAACUUUACAUUGAAAACUUUCCUCUUAUUUUGUUUUGAAACACAUUAAUAUUUGAAAUUAUGUGUAUCGGAUAUUAUUAGUGGCAUUUUUGUGUGUUUCCACAUUGCUUUUCUUGGCAUAAAUUGUUCCAGUAUCUUCCCUUUUAUUUAACCACACAUCAUUCAUGAUAGUUCUUGUUGUUUCCAUGGAAUGCUCAUUGCAUCAUAUGUGAGUUCACUUGCAUUUUAUUGUCAUUGGAUACUAUGUUUAUGAUUUAUUUUACUAUUUAUUUUAAAAUGAGAGAGAUAGGUUUACGUAUGGAAAAAUGCUUGAACAACACUGCAAUUUAUAUCUUUAUUUAAUCAUGUUUAAGCAAAAUCAAAUUAUGGUGAAUUUUACCAAAUUUGACCCAAAAUGAAAAAAUAAUUUUGGAACAGAUUGAUUUGAAACACACAGACUAUUGGCUGACACAAUUGGAAAUAUUAUUUAUUGUAUAAUAAAAGUCAAAACUUCUUAUUUUAAAUAAGACAUUAUGAUAAAAAGGUGAUGCACCCUUGUAUAAAGGCAUUUCAGUAUUAUCAUUAUGUACACUGCAACCAUUAAAAAAACAGAUUUAAAGAAAGUAUGAAAGCAUAUGCCAGUUUUUAUCAAAUAUUUAACUUCAGAAUUUCAUUGAAAAACCUGUGCAAAAACAAACUGCAAAUUAUGAUAUUGUUUUAUACAUGUAUCAUACAAAGGGGUUUACAUUUUGUAUGAAAGAAAUGCACUAAGCACUAUUUACCAUCUAAUGUAAUUCUGUAAAAGAUGUGUUAUUUUCUUGUAAAAUAUAUUUAUACAAACCUUCCAUACACAAUUUUUAAAAUUAUAUUUAGGGGCAGUAUGCAAUACCUCCAUCACACUGUAGGGGUAUAGGGUUAGGGGUAGGGUUUGUAGAAGACUGCGAUUUUACGGGUCAAGUUUAUCUACAAUGUUCAGUACAUUCAAGUUUACCGGUAUUUGGUACCUGUUUUGUAUUGGAGGUUAAAUACAUGGUGCAUACGUUAUCACGUGGUGCAUUUUGUAGAGCUAUAUCUGAUCUGUGUUUGUUAUGACCUGUUUAUUUGGAUGCGGAUUCUUGUCUGUUUUGGUUAACAUCUUAAUUACUUAUUGGCAAAAUUAAAACAUAUGAAAAUAAAAAAAAUCUUUGAAGAGUUGUAAACAUUUGAUUUUUUUGUUAAGACCACAAUGCAGUUCAAAUGUUCAUUUGUUGUCUCAUUCAUGGAAUUUAAUGUCUGAUUUGUGAAAUCAUUAUGUUUAUUUCAAUAAAGCUUAAGUCAAGAA
This is a messenger RNA of Dreissena polymorpha, 5172 nucleotides long. RefSeq names its product phospholipase A2 group XV-like. The record is from RefSeq and is a predicted model, not a curated record. The transcript is spliced from 7 exons. Gene Ontology annotation, biological process: lipid metabolic process. Lineage: Eukaryota; Metazoa; Mollusca; Bivalvia; Myida; Dreissenidae. The coding region runs from base 75 to 1286 and encodes 403 amino acids.